AUGACCACACAACUGCCUUUGGAUAAAACAUUCCUCAUCGCAGCUUGGGCGGAGGCCAUCGCAUAUGGCUUCCUUGUGUGUCUCUUCUGUGCUACGAUGUUCUUCACCUUCGGCACCGGUCUACGACACGACUUUCAUGGCAAGGUCAUGAUCUGUGUAUCAUGUACCAUGUUCUUAGUAGCAUCCUGGCAUUUGGCCAUGAACGGCUACCGUCUGAUCGAAGGGUUCACCGAGCACGCGUUCACUCCGGGUGGGCCAGUAGCCUACUUUGGCAAUCUUCGCACUUGGGACCAUGUACUCAAGGACACGCUCUAUGCGACGCAGGAGAUUCUGGGGAAUGCUGCAGCGGUAGGCAAACACACGUCGCCAUCUGCCAUCGUUUCUGGCUACACUGUGUGCGCGCUGUUCGUGAAAGUCGACCCCAACCAAACCGUAUUUGAUCCGCUCCUCAAUUCAUGGAUACGAGCAUUUUACUCCAUUGCCGUGGUCCAAAAUAUCAUCACAACCAGCCUCAUGGCGUACCGAAUCUGGCGAACAACUCACCAAUCUGCGAAGUUCCGUACGGACAGAGGGCUGAUUCCUGUCUUGCGGAUACUGGUCGAGUCUGCAGCACUCCAGUUGGUUGUUGAGAUCUUGCUCCUCGCGUUGUACUGCAGCAAUAUUAAUGCUCAGUAUAUUUUACUGGAGCUAGUUACGCCCGUGGUGGGCAUUACAUUCAACGCCAUUACCAUCAGAAUCCGGCUCCGCGCGUUGAAUACGGCAAGUACGGGCUCUGGUAUCACGAAAUCAGACCACGUUCAAACGAUUGGAAGCGUUCCAAUGCGUCGUCGCAUCCACGUCGAUAUCACCAAGGAGGUAGAGGACGAUAUGGAGAAGAGCACAGAUUACCGUGUCAUCGACAUAUCGAGUAACUCGCGUGUAUAG
Pleurotus ostreatus (oyster mushroom) is the source of this 924-nucleotide messenger RNA. RefSeq lists its product as uncharacterized. NCBI's taxonomy places the organism in Eukaryota, Fungi, Basidiomycota, Agaricomycetes, Agaricales, Pleurotaceae. The coding region runs from base 1 to 924 and encodes 307 amino acids. The transcript has 6 exons. The record is from RefSeq and is a predicted model, not a curated record.